Molecule: messenger RNA, 1806 nt
Organism: Blumeria graminis f. sp. triticale
Lineage: Eukaryota; Fungi; Ascomycota; Leotiomycetes; Helotiales; Erysiphaceae
Source: the annotation of a GenBank genome assembly
AUACCAGUUCUUCCAAUACGCCAAGAUAGUAUUGCAAACGCUGUUCCUCCAGCUGAAGUGACCAAGAUCGCCUUGCGCCUACGUUACCUCAUCAAAGAAUGUAUUCCGUAUGAAGUCAAAGAGAAAUGUAUCACAAAUGCGCAUUCGAAGAUAAUUACCACCAGCGUGCUUCGAGCAGCAAGCGAAGCGGGUGGAUAUAAGGAGCGCGGCUGCGUUGUCUUUUGUCUGCUGGUGAACAAACGAUGGUUUGGCAAGCAGGCAGCAUCAGAACUCUGGGAUUCCGAAUUGCAUCAAUUACGCGCGACAGCUUGUGAUGUUAUUGCGAAGAAUCUGAUUGAAAUGGAGGACAAUCAACAGUAUCUUAUGAGUACUGUUUUGCUCACACGUUAUAAAUUUCUCAUAAACGGAAGGCCUAGCGUGCCAGCCAACGUGAUUGAGCGUGCUGUCGACCUACAUGCAUUGAGAGUUAUCGGUUCGUGCGGAUACCAGAAAUGCGUUAAGUACUUGUGGCGCGGAUGGCUUGUACAAGAUGACAACAACACUAGCCAGUUUGUCGAAUAUAAGAAGAAGGCCAAUCCUUCGUAUUGGGCCCAUGUGGAUCCAGAUCGUAUGCGCGCGCCCGUCUACCAGAAUGCCGCACAAGUCGUUUUCUCUCUUAUUUAUCUUGGUCUAUUUACGGGUUCAAUCAACACCGUUAAUCGCACUGGAAGCUUUGAUAUCGUUGAGAUCACACUAUAUCUCUUUACCCUCGGCUUCCUAUGUGAUGAAUUCAAUAAGUUCAGGAAGGUGGGCUAUUGGUACAUAAGAUUUUGGAAUGUAUUCAACCUCAUUCUCUAUGGUCUCUUGACUAGUAGCAUGGUUCUGAGAAUAGUUGCUCUGAGCCAUCCUAUAGACAAUAGUAACAAUCUCGGAAACCGAGAUAAAUUCAACGAAUUAAGUUAUCGUAUUCUAGCUUUCUCAGCUCCUAUGUUCUGGAUGCGUCUCCUUCUGUACUUUGAUAGUAUCCGCUUCUUUGGUACUAUGCUCAUCGUUCUCAAAGUAAUGAUGUCCGAGUCCCUGAUAUUCUUUGCACUUCUGGCCUUUAUUUUUGUCGGAUUCCUGCAAGCGUUCAUUGGCAUGGAUGCUGCAGACUCGAGCAUCGAUGCAACUUCAUUUAUACUUCAAGCAAUGGUUAAUGCUGUGAUGCAAUCACCUGACCUGGAAAGUUUUAAUGAAUUUGCGCCACCUUUUGGUAUCAUCUUAUACUACAUAUUUACGUUUUUGAUCAUGGUCAUCUUACUAAAUAUUCUCAUUGCACUGUUUAACUCCGCCUAUGAAGAUAUCACUGACAAUGCGAUUGACGAAUAUCUCGCUCUUUUCGCCCAAAAAACCAUACAGUUUGUACGUGCUCCGGACGAGAAUGUAUUCAUCGCCCCGCUCAACCUUGUUGAAAUUGUAUUUCUCAUCCUACCUUUUGAAUGGUGGCUACCAAGACAAAUGUAUACCCGACUCAACAAAAUUGUCAUGAAAAUUCUCUACUGCCCACUACUUUUGGUGACAGCUUACUUUGAGACACGUAGUGCCGCCAAGGUUCUUGGCAAUCGUAGACAGGGUGAAAUUGACGACGAUAUCUUAGAGGAGUGGGAGCAAAUGCUUGGAGAGUGCAAUUUCGAGGCAGAAGGAUGGAAAAAUAAGGUUGAAAAGGUUAAGCCUAACCCACAAGUUAAUCAGACGACUCUAGCCGUGGGUAAAUUAAGGUACGAGGUGACGGAACUGAAAACCCUUGUGCAGCAGGUACUAGAGAAUCGUGAAGUCUUAGACCUUUAA